Molecule: messenger RNA, 700 nt
Organism: Coregonus sp. 'balchen'
Lineage: Eukaryota; Metazoa; Chordata; Actinopteri; Salmoniformes; Salmonidae
Source: the annotation of a GenBank genome assembly
AUGUCCUCGCCAUCACCGGUCCAAAUUCGAGAGGCGAACGCACACCUGGUCGCUGUGCACAGGCGGGUAGCAGAGCUGGAGCAGCGGCUCGAGGCAGCGGAGAACACCGUGAGGGAACAAGCAGAGAGUCUCAUCAGGAAAGACGAGCAACUGAGGGCUGCUACCCGGGAGAUCGCCGAGGCCAAGGAUAAGUAAGUGAUUGAGGUCUUGUCUCUUCGGGCAUUGCCAAAGCUCCCCUUUAAUGUCCCCAACCAUUGAUAUUUCAUAUGUGCAUUGUGUGCUCGAGACUGCAGAAGGGUGUGCUUAAAGGUUAUCAAUCAUGUCUCAUCUAAAUAUUUUCUCUAGGGAGAUUUACUACCUCCACGAGAAGCUGUGCAAAUCAGAGGAGACCAUCCAGAGGUUUCAGAACAUGGUCAAGGAGAAGGAUGCUAUGAUAGGACAGUUGCAACAUCGCUGCCAGCUCCUGGACAACAUCUGCAAGAGCAGGCCUUUACUAGACAGUAUGCUGUCCCAUAUGGCUGAGGCAGAAAGACUUGGGCCAGUGUUGGGGAUGGGUGAACCCACAACCAAUACAUCCCUCACAGACGGGGAGUCAAACUGCAGUCCCAACCGCAUCUCUAACCACAAAGACUUCUCCCUGAGUGAGGAUGACAUGGAUGACCAGGAGCUGGAUGAGAUAGUGUUUGGAACAACUGUAUAG